AUGUCGGCAUGCUUUAGAGAUGUGGAUGAAGUCAUAUCAAUCCUCCAUAUCCCUGAUUUCGUGGUUCGAACCGACAGAGAUACUGGCACUCAUGAGGAAGCAGUAUCAAAAUCGCGAUUAAUGGGCACCAAUCCCGAAGACCACGCCUACACAGCUAUUCAAAAACAAAAGUUAUAUUCGACUCGAAGACAAAUAAAACUCUGCGAAACGAAACAAAUGAUUACGAGACUGGCCAUCGAACUGUUACUGAAAGUCUUUGAGGAUCUAGACAUCGCUUGCAAAGUAUCACUCGGGCUAACUUGUAAGCGUAUUUAUGUAUUUACAAGAGUCUCUACCCAGGCAGUGGUGCCGCUACUAGUAGAUUAAAGGGAUUUCUGGUUUACUCGUAUGUAGAAAAUUUGGCCCUGCCUUCGAGAUCUAUUUUGCACUAAUUUACAAGGGAAUUUACAACAGCUAUCGCGAAGAAACAGAGCGAUGGGCUCGUCUCUACAACACGCCCGCUAUCAAUUCGUCCCAAAGCUCGAACAAAAUGGACUUUGGCAGAAUAA
Molecule: messenger RNA, 548 nt
Organism: Hymenoscyphus albidus
Lineage: Eukaryota; Fungi; Ascomycota; Leotiomycetes; Helotiales; Helotiaceae
Source: the annotation of a GenBank genome assembly